AUGCCCGCUGGUGAGGAGGCGCGGCGCAGGACUGGCAGAUCUGCUGAUGGGUUUCCCAUUUUGUCUUCCAGCGGAGCUGAGUCCCUCUCUUCAGAUGAAAAAGAAGUGGUGGCUGGCAGUGUGGAGAGUGAGGGCUCGGCCGAGGAGCGCCCAGCAGGUGAGGACAGCUCUGAACACAGCUCCAGCAGCAGCUCAGGGGAGGAGUCAGAUGAAGAACAGGAGGAGAAGGAAUCGCUACCGUGCUGCAAUGAAUCAGGACUGAACUGUCUGCUGCCCUGUGAGCACUGCAGAAAUGAAAAUGACCAGAAUGAGCAAGUGACCCCUAGGAGACUUUCUGGAGGACAAUAUGUGGUACGGCUGGAUGCAGAGGGCACUUACCAGUGCAGCCUCACAGGCUUGAUUUUUGAAGUAACGGGGGCUGUCAAAAUCAUAUAUUCCCUCUUAUCCUGGAGCAAAUACGCCAACCUCGUGAAAAAGCCAUGGAUCGUGGGCGGUCCCCUCUUCGAUGUGCACUGUGACUCGGCCUCUGCUCUCAGCUCCAUCCAGUUUCCACACUCCCUCUGCCUUGGCGAUCAUGGUGCUGGAAUGGCCUUCAAGGUUUUGCACAUCAAAGGCAAGGGCGCAGCCAUCGAGCCCUCCGCCGCCUACUCGGCCUCGCACGUGAAGUGGCUGGUGAGCUCGCUCUCACCAGUGGGACCCCUCCUCCAGAGCCAGGAGCCAGUGCAGUUCCACGGUGCUGUCAUCCUCUACAAAGUCGUUGACGAGCAUCCCUCCUUAUCCUUUCGGGUCUACGUGGCUACAAACAAUGACUCCUUUAUAAAGGAUAUCUCAAGAGCUGUAAAAAAUUCAAAUAAGAAAUUCAUUAAAAUCGAUAAGCCCCCUGUAUGCCAAAAAUUACUACAGAAUGGAAAGAGGUAUAGAUUAGUUUGUGAACCAGAAGCUGAAAUAACUCCAGAGGAAAUUGAAUUUGUUGAUGGAUCUCUCUUGAAACUAAAAAGCUACAUUGAGGUCUAUUUGGAGAAACCUGACGACUUCACCUUGUCUUUGGUUGAGCUGGAGUCUGAUGCGACCGUAUGGAAAGCAAAAUUAAGAGAGA
Mesitornis unicolor (brown roatelo) is the source of this 1096-nucleotide messenger RNA. RefSeq names its product caspase recruitment domain-containing protein 8-like. The transcript has 10 exons. The annotation marks the transcript as partial. The record is from RefSeq and is a predicted model, not a curated record. Gene Ontology annotation, biological process: mRNA export from nucleus; regulation of DNA-templated transcription elongation. Lineage: Eukaryota; Metazoa; Chordata; Aves; Mesitornithiformes; Mesitornithidae. Gene Ontology annotation, cellular component: THO complex part of transcription export complex.